CUGUGCUGAAGCUGAAGGAGCGCUGUGAGCUCCACAUUAGUGGAUAACAGGAUCGGGAUCUCUGGAGCGACGGAGACUCCUCAGCGCAGUCCGCUCAGGGUGACGACUGCAGCAGCUCCGCUACAGCCUGCUCCAAUAAGCGCGCAUGAAGUGAAACCAGCCCCGGCAACAUGCAUCUCUGAAAGCGUUCAGCGGGCAGUCUUUUGUCUAGCCUGAGGAGGGGAAAGUCUGCAAGCCCACUUUCCUUGCUCCACUGAGGUGAACUGAGCGUCAACAGAGCCUUUUUUCUGCCCUGUUUUUCCCUUUCCCCCCUCGCUCUCUCUCUCUCUCUUCCGCCUCUCGCAGUCCAUUGCUCGAUAUUGGACGUUUUCUUUUUUUUUUUUCUCUUAAGCGCUGCGAUUUCCCUGAGUCUACCUGUUUGCCCAGCACCCAUGAAUUCAGAAAAAAAUGUGUAUCUUGGGAAAGACAAAGGCAUCAUGCGGAAGAGAGCCUUGCUCCUUCGGAAGGGUUGCAGCUUCGAGAUUUCCAGCUCUGCCUCAGAAGACUUGGGGUGCAGGCGUGGAGACUUCAGCAGGAAACACUAUGGUUCGGUCGAGCUGCUGAUAUCCAGUGAUGCAGAUGGGGCCAUUCAGAGGGCAGGACGCUUCAGGGUGGAGAAUGGCUCCUCAGACGAGACUUUGGACUACACUCCAGGAACCUGGAGGAGAACCGAUGUCCAUCUGGAGAAUCCAGAGUACCACACCAGAUGGUUCUUUAAAUACUUUUUGGGAAAAGUCCACCAAAAUUAUGUGGGCACGGAUGCAGAGAAGAAUCCCUUCUACCUAUCGGUGGUCCUCUCGGACCAGAACAACCAACGUGUUCCUCAGUACCGAGCCAUCCUCUGGAGAAAGACGGGGACUCUGAAGAUCUCCCUUCCCUACAGCCCAACAAAAACACUAUCAGUCAAGUCCAUACUAAGUGCAAUGAACAUGGACAGGUUUGAGAAAGGCCCCAGGGAAAUCCUCAACCCGGAGAUUCAGAAGGACCUGUUGGUGUUGGAGGAACAGGAGGGUUCUGUCAACUUUAAGUUUGGUGUGCUGUAUGCCAAAGAUGGACAGCUCACAGAUGACGAGAUGUUUAGUAAUGAGACGGGGAGUGAGAACUUCGACAAGUUUCUCAGUCUGCUGGGUGAUACCAUUACACUGCAGGGAUGGGCAGGUUAUCGAGGAGGGUUAGACACCAAGAAUGACACUACAGGAAUUAAGUCCAUCUACACAGUGUAUCAAGGUCAUGAGCUCAUGUUCCACGUCUCCACCAUGUUACCCUACUCUAAAGAGAACAAACAGCAGGUGGAGAGAAAGAGGCACAUUGGAAAUGACAUUGUUACCAUAGUAUUCCAGGAAGGCGAUGACGCCUCGUCAUCCUUCAAGCCGUCUAUGAUCCGAUCACACUUCACCCAUAUUUUUGCAUUAGUUAGGUACAAUAGCCAGAAUGACAGUUACAGGUUAAAGAUCUUCUCAGAGGAAAGUGUUCCACUGUUUGGACCCCCUCUCCCAUCUCCGCCUGUAUUUACCGAUCACCAAGAAUUCAGGGACUUUUUAUUAGUCAAAUUAAUCAAUGGAGAGAAAGCCACACUGGAGACACCGACGUUUGCCCAGAAGCGUCAGCGGACCCUCGACAUGCUGAUCCGCUCGCUCUAUCAAGACCUCAUGCCUGACCUGCACAAGAACAUGUUAAACAGACGGUCCUUCAGCGAUGUGUUGCCUGAGUCUCCAAAGUCGGCACGUAAGAAGGAGGAGGCACGCCAGGCUGAGUUUGUCAGAAUAGGGCAGGCCCUCAAGCUGAAGACCAUAGUGAGAGGCGAUGCGCCGACUAGCCUCGUCACCACAGGCUUGUGCAGAAAAGAGCCAUGGGAGUCCCAGUUGUUCUGCAGCACAUUCCCCUAUGAUAUCGUGUGUGCUGACUCCUGGGGUCAGUCGGUGCUGGUUGCCACAGACGCAGCAGGGGUCAUGCUGCUCGAUGGCCCUGAUCCAGCAGGGUUAGGCAUUGAGCCACAGAGCCUUCCCCCAGUGCACGUGUUUGACAGAACCAUGGUGGUGAAGCAGAUGCACGUUCUCGAGCCUCAGGACCUGCUUAUCACCCGCACUGACAAAGGAAAGGAUGCUCGGCUUUAUGUGUUCAGACUCAGCACGAUCAAGAAAGGCCUGGAGGAGAGGCAACUCAUCAGGGGCAAGUGCGACAGCCGGGAAAACAAACUGGAGAAAACGAAAGGUUGCCAUUUGUACUCUAUUAACACCCACCACGGCUCAGAGCUGAGGAUAGUAGCAGCCAUCAGGAACAAACUCCUCCUCAUCACCAGGAAACAUCCGCGUUUCAGCGCCGUCGCCACAGGAGCGGAUUCUCCAGUGGAGGAGUUUCAGUACAUACGGGAGAUCUGUCUGUGCGACCCGCCGGUGGUGAUGUCGCUGGUGGACGGUCCAACCGGGGAAAAUGAUAAUAUGAUUUGUGUGGCCUACAAACAUCAAUUUGACCUGAUCAAUGAGAGCACUGGAGAUGCCUACCGGCUUCAUCACGCAGAGGCCAACAGGGUAAAUUUUGUAGCGGCCAUUGAUGUGUAUGAAGACGGGGAGGCAGGUCUGCUGUUGUGUUACAACUAUAUUUGUUACUAUAAGAAAGUUUGUCCGUUUAACGGCUCCACACCGAUGAUCCAGUCCAACACCUCGGAUUUCCACUUCAGCUGGAACCAGAUGCCCAAUGCUAUUGUUUGUGCAUUUCCUUACAUCCUGGCCUUCACCACGGACUCCAUUGAGAUUCGACUAGUGGUCAAUGGCAAUCUUGUGUACACAGCAGUGGUCCCAGAGCUGCAGCUGGCUGCCUCACGGUCAGACAUCUAUUUCGUUUCAUCGGCUCCAGUGAGCUCAGCCUCCAACUGCAGUUCGAGAGACACCAGUUCCCAGAGUUCCCCACAGACGCCCACCGGCUAUGAGAUGCCCAUGUUCCCCUCGCCGCUCGGCGAUGAUUCUAUACGGAUCCCCUAUGGUACCAAGCUUUCCCUGUACAUGUCUAAGGAUGCUGAAGGUGAAGCGGCAUGCAAGCACAUUUUUAAGAUCCCUCUGUGUAACUUGGUGGGCCGCAGCAUCGAAAGACCCCUGAAGUCCCCUCUGGUCAACAAGGUGCUGACGACACCAGCCCCCACCAUGGUGGCCCCAGCUCCCCUCAUCUCUGCAACACACUCGCUUUCCUUAUCCCGCAUGGAGAUCAAAGAAAUAGCCAGUCGCACACGGAAGGAGCUGCUCGGCUUGACAGAGGAACCGAGUGGGAAAUCAGACAGUGGAUCGGUGAAACAGAGAAAGAUGAGCAAAAAGAACACAGAGGACGAGCCCAAAGUUCGAGCGCUGACGUCCACAAACAGCGACAGGCUAGCCUCACAGUCCGGCGAAGUGGAUCAGGAUGUCCAGCUGCACUGUUCGUCCAGUUCGGAGGCGGAGCCAGAGAAGGCGGUGCUGCAGCCAGAGAGCCCGCCUCUCACCAGUGCGUUCUCCGUCUCCACAUCCUUCGAAGAAGAUGUCUUGGACCUAAAGUGAAGACAAUCCCAUUGUGCACUUCUCUGCCCGCCCACUUCUGUACUGUCGCCUUUACUCUGUUGUUUUGGUUGGUCUCCUUUUUUUUUUUGUUUUUUGUUUUUUUUCUGUUGUUGAGCUCUGAUACCUUGGCGCUUUUUUCCUACAUACCCUGGGAUUCUGGGGCCCCGUUCAGCGGACGAGAUGGGUGCAGUGGAGGUUUGAAGUCAUGUCUGUGUGCGUGUGUGACUUUUUUCAUGAGCAGUACCCCCCUCAGUCGCCGUGUGUCGGCUGCUUGUGUCGCCCGCAGCAGAUAACCCAAAGAGGUUGCCUAAGAUGCCAUGGUGCAUUCAGACUUCUGCAAGAGCUUUGAGAUGCCGGUUUGAUCCAAAACCACAAACUGAAUGUAAAUCUGUGCACCAAGGCAUGAGAAAACUCUCUGCAUUCUCAACUCCCUCUGACGUUGCAAGAGCUUAUGUGUUGUAUAUUAUGUGAUUAUUUCCGAUCCACUUUCAAGUAUUGUAUGAUAUGCAUAUGUGUACAUCUGUUUAUACACAAAAGUGCACACAUGCAGGCGUAUAUGCCUGUCUGGCUUGUGAUGCAUAUUUAUAGAUAUAUUAUAAAAAUCAAUUUUAUUCCCA
Messenger RNA from Oreochromis aureus, 4180 nucleotides. It is a transcript of the gene garnl3, whose product is annotated as GTPase activating Rap/RanGAP domain like 3. The transcript is spliced from 31 exons. Gene Ontology annotation, molecular function: GTPase activator activity. The record is from RefSeq and is a predicted model, not a curated record. Gene Ontology annotation, biological process: activation of GTPase activity; regulation of small GTPase mediated signal transduction. The coding region runs from base 432 to 3563 and encodes 1043 amino acids. Gene Ontology annotation, cellular component: cytoplasm. Lineage: Eukaryota; Metazoa; Chordata; Actinopteri; Cichliformes; Cichlidae.